Molecule: messenger RNA, 6033 nt
Organism: Nannospalax galili (Upper Galilee mountains blind mole rat)
Lineage: Eukaryota; Metazoa; Chordata; Mammalia; Rodentia; Spalacidae
Gene: Tll2
Product: tolloid like 2
Exons: 21
Coding region: 1-2958 (985 amino acids)
Biological process (GO): proteolysis
Molecular function (GO): calcium ion binding; zinc ion binding; metalloendopeptidase activity
Source: RefSeq, a predicted model, not a curated record
AUGUGUUUCAUGUGUGAUCCCACAGGGCCAGACCUGUACCCUCUUGUGAUUGAUGUGGGUUUAGUUGACCCACCAUGUUUUGUCUUCCCAGCUGUCUUCUGGGGAGAUAUUGCUCUGGAUGAAGAUGAUCUGAAGUUAUUUCGUAUCGACAAGGCUGGAGACUGGACUAAACCAUCCAUGGAGGAGAUGAGACAUGAAACUGGUGGGCUUGAGGAGCCAUCUGUGAGGUGGUCGAAUACUACAGCCUCCAAUACCAGCAGCCAGGUGGCUAGAAAGGAUGGCAAGGAAGAUGCCAUGCUUCUGCAUGGCCCUGGGACCUCAGACACCACAGCCAAGCCCUCUGCCCGAGUCCGAAGAGCCACAACCUCAAGGACAGAGCGGAUAUGGCCUGGAGGAGUCAUUCCUUAUGUCAUCGGAGGGAACUUCACUGGCAGCCAGAGGGCCAUUUUUAAGCAGGCCAUGAGGCACUGGGAAAAGCACACCUGUGUGACCUUCAUAGAGAGGACUGAUGAGGAAAGCUUUAUUGUGUUCAGCUACAGGACCUGUGGCUGUUGUUCCUAUGUGGGACGCCGAGGAGGAGGUCCGCAGGCCAUAUCCAUUGGGAAAAACUGUGACAAGUUCGGCAUUGUGGCCCAUGAGCUUGGCCACGUCGUUGGGUUCUGGCACGAACACACCCGGCCAGACAGAGACCAACAUGUCACUAUCAUCAGAGAAAAUAUCCAGCCAGGUCAGGAGUACAAUUUCUUAAAAAUGGAAGCCGGUGAGGUGAGCUCUCUGGGAGAGACCUACGACUUUGACAGCAUCAUGCACUACGCCCGGAACACCUUCUCAAGAGGAGUUUUCUUAGAUACCAUCCUCCCCCGUCGAGACGACAAUGGCGUCAGGCCAACCAUUGGCCAACGCGUGCGGCUCAGUCAGGGAGAUAUAGCUCAAGCCAGGAAGCUGUACAAAUGCCCAGCAUGUGGAGAGACCCUGCAGGACACAACAGGAAACUUUUCGGCACCCGGUUUCCCAAAUGGCUACCCUUCCUACUCACACUGUGUCUGGAGGAUCUCUGUCACUCCAGGGGAGAAGAUCAUCCUGAAUUUCACAUCCAUGGAUUUGUUUAAAAGCCGCCUGUGCUGGUAUGAUUAUGUGGAAGUCCGGGAUGGUUACUGGAGAAAGGCCCCCCUGUUGGGGAGGUUUUGCGGGGACAAGGUCCCUGAGCCACUCAUCUCCUCUGACAGCCGGCUCUGGGUGGAGUUCCGCAGCAGCAGCAGCAUUCUGGGAAAGGGCUUCUUUGCAGUAUAUGAAGCCACCUGUGGGGGAGACAUUACCAAAGAUGCAGGUCAGAUUCAAUCUCCCAACUACCCCGAUGACUACAGACCUUCCAAGGAAUGUGUGUGGAGGAUCACGGUGGCGGACGGGUUUCAUGUGGGACUUACCUUCCAAGCUUUUGAGAUUGAAAGGCAUGACAGCUGUGCUUAUGACUACUUGGAAAUCCGGGAUGGUCCCACAGAGAACAGCACUCUGAUUGGCCACUUCUGUGGCUAUGAGAAGCCAGAGGCUGUGAAAUCCAGUGCCAAUCGACUGUGGGUGAAGUUUGUGUCUGAUGGCUCCAUCAACAAAGCGGGCUUUGCAGCCAAUUUUUUCAAGGAGGUAGAUGAGUGCUCCUGGCCAGACCAUGGUGGGUGUGAACAGCGCUGUGUAAACACACUGGGCAGCUACUCAUGUGCCUGUGACCCUGGCUACGAGUUGGCCGCCGACAAGAAGACAUGUGAAGUGGCCUGUGGUGGAUUCAUUACCAAGCUGAAUGGCACCAUCACCAGCCCGGGGUGGCCGAAGGAGUACCCCACAAAUAAGAACUGUGUCUGGCAGGUGGUGGCCCCCGUGCAGUACCGCAUCUCCUUGCAGUUUGAAGCAUUUGAACUAGAAGGCAAUGACGUCUGUAAAUAUGAUUUCGUGGAGGUGCGCAGUGGUCUGGCCCCUGAUGCCAGUCUUCACGGCAAGUUCUGUGGCUCCGAGACACCCGAGGUCAUCACAUCGCAGAGCAACAACAUGCGUGUGGAGUUCAAGUCUGACAACACGGUCUCCAAACAAGGCUUCAGGGCCCACUUCUUCUCAGACAAGGACGAAUGCGCCAAGGAUAACGGCGGGUGCCAGCAGGAGUGUGUCAACACAUUCGGGAGCUACCUGUGCAGGUGCAGGAACGGGUAUCGGCUGCACGAGAACGGGCACGACUGCAAAGAAGCUGGCUGUGCACACAAGAUCAGUAGUGCAGAGGGGACCCUGGCGAGCCCCAAUUGGCCUGACAAAUACCCCAGCCGGAAGGAGUGCACCUGGAACAUUUCUUCAACCGCCGGCCACAGAGUGAAACUUACAUUCAAUGAGUUUGAGAUCGAGCAGCACCAGGAAUGUGCCUAUGACCACCUGGAACUCUACGAUGGGACUGACAGCCUGGCCCCCAUUCUCGGCCGCUUCUGUGGCAGCAAGAAACCAGACCCUGUAGUGGCUUCAGGCAGCAGCCUGUUCCUCAAGUUUUACUCGGACUCCUCAGUGCAGAGGAAAGGCUUCCAGGCUGUGCACAGCACAGAGUGCGGGGGCAGGCUGAAGGCUGAAGUGCAGACCAAAGAGCUCUAUUCCCACGCCCAGUUUGGGGACAACAACUACCCGAGCCAGGCCCGCUGUGACUGGGUGAUAGUGGCGGAGGAUGGCUAUGGAGUAGAGCUGAUAUUCCGGACCUUUGAAGUCGAGGAGGAGGCCGACUGUGGCUACGACUUCAUGGAGGCCUAUGAUGGCUAUGACAGCUUGGCGCCCAGGCUUGGCCGCUUCUGUGGCUCAGGGCCAUUAGAAGAAAUCUACUCUGCGGGGGAUUCCCUGAUGAUUCGAUUCCACACAGAUGACACCAUCAACAAGAAAGGCUUUCAUGCCCAGUACACCAGCACCAAGUUCCAGGAUGCCUUGCACAUGAGGAAAUAGCACCGAAGUUCUAGAAAUAAGAACUAAGAAUGUUUUUAAAAUAGCACCUUGUGAAUCAGCAGGCCCCAAACAGUGUAUAGUAUUUUUCUCAACAACAAAAACUCAAAAUGCAUUCUUGAAACUAUAUAUUUGGAUGAAAGUACAUGGCACUGACCAACAGGAGGAGCAAAAAAAUGUCCCAUUGGUUCUGGCUGCAGUGUUACCAAUCACAACUUCUAAAAGAGACUGGAGGUUUGAUAUCAGGGACCACACAAGCUAUGCUUGUCCACGUUUGCUCUCCAUCCCUUGCUCCUAUGGGGCAAAAAGCUAAUCUGGGUCUGCUCCCUCCUCUGCUCUGGACUCACUUCCAUAGUGCCAGGCAACAUGAGCCUAUCCUAGAGACUCAGCUGCCUACCAUCCACACUGAGCAUUGACGUAAUAGCUUGGCUGUGGCAGAGUUGUUACAAGUUUUACUUUCCUCUGCCAGGGACAAGCCAACCAGGAAACCCAGGAACAUGGAUGUGAGGCAUAAAAGAGGCAUUCCAGUGCACAGAGGAGCUCAGCAUGGGAAAUCUCAAGACUUUCCUCUAUCACUGACUGUCCUCACCCCCUCUAGCGCUCCAUUCCUAAUUGCAGUAAGGAGAAUCCACUGUCAAUAUCUGCAGAACACUUGCUGGUGAGAACCCCCAGGUUGCUGAGAAGAAGAUGUCCUGGCUCAUUCUGAUAUUCCUUUACUCACUGAGAUAGAGAAGGUGCCACUUGCUCUCUGGGUUCCAGCGGCUUCCAAAGACCUCCAGCUGUGGAAGUGCCUGCUCCAGUGAAACUUGACCCCUCAACAGCCGGUUCAAACUGGUUCUACAAGACUUGCAAAGUCAUCUCAGGUCCAAUUCAGGUCUUGAUUGGGUUAAAAACUAGUAAUUCCAAGUUACGUGAGAAUUGCCAUCUUAUGGAACAAAUCCAUCCAUGGCUCACUUCAUGUAACCCGGCAGGUUGAAGAAUGCGUUGGUAACUUUGCUUGGACUAACCAUCACUCAGUCACCAACUUGCAACCAGAAUUCGCAACACUUUGUGGCACUUAUUCUAGAGAAGUGUAGAGGAUGAGAUGUUUACAUAAUUUUAGCACCUCAAGGUAUAACUGAUACAGUAAAAUAGUUUUGAAUGGCAUUUCAUUAAGGCAUUUCUGGGCAUUAUGAGCUAAAAGCUGUGGUGUGUUAGCUUUAAAAGAGUAUUUAUGUUGGAAUAAUUUUAAAAUAAUGUUUACAUAACAGCAAGUCCUGUUGGGUUGUGUUGAACGCAGAGUGACACACCAGAGUGUUUCCGAUUAGAGAGGACGUAGCUCCCAAGCACCCGAAUUCCUUUGGGAUGACCCAUCACUUUAAACAAAAUGUUGGUGACCAUCUGAAGGUUCUAUUAUUUAAAGAUCAUAAUUUGCCACCAGAGGAUUACGUCCAAGUGAAGUGAUUGCGGGGAGUUAAAACUAGAAUGGGACAAAGAAGAGGGAAAGAAGUGCAUGAGAUUAUUUUUCCUUAAAACAGAAAAACAAAGUAUUAUUAUUAAUAAUAUAUAUCUGUAUAUAUGUAUAUGUAAGCAUCAGCUGUCAAAGCCUUAAUCAGGGCAGCAUGAAAAGUGCCAACCCACUGGCUGUGGCUCAUCAUCAGACCUCCGGUGCUGGCCCCACAGGCUCUGCCUCUUCUUUUACCCAGCUCUCUCUGGCUUUUCUUGGCCCUGGAGAAACCCCAAGGCUCAGUCUCCAUCCUCAUGUCCUGAUUGAUUGCUGGCUCACCCACCCAGGAAGAGCUUUAUAUAAGAAAUGGAGCAGCUCAGCCCUUGGUUCUGAUCCUCUAAGUCCAUUGUAGUGGAUCCCAUCUCUAAUUUUUGUGUUUUCUGAGGUUUCCUUUUUGUCUCAUCUUGUCUGUCAAAGGUGAAACUGAAAUCAAGAUGCACAAAGUAUGUGUUAACUGCCUGUCUCCAAGGAGAGGAAAAUUGUGCAUUUUUUACUUUUAGACAUCUAAAUAAGAUGAACAAAUUCCAUGGAAAAUGGGAGGCAGGGAAAGGAGUUGGUUUCACCACCCUGCUGGCACACUGAUAGUUCUCUCUUUAGUGCGAACAUUUCAGAAACACAGCUUUAGCAGUGGUCACUACCUGGCCAACUUACAACAAUGAAGCUCUUCUGAAAGCCCUUAUUUAGACCUCCAAGUGACAUGUUCCCAGAAGACAGCCCCUGAUUCAACUGGGGCUGCUGGGCCUCUCCUCUAGAAGCUGGCACCCACGGGGACUUGCACAUGACACAAGUCCUGCAAAGAGCCACAGGCUGACCUCCAAGAGAUAGUCCACUCAGCAGAAAGACUCGGGUGCCCACCUUGACCCUUCCAAUUGCUCAGUGACCCUCCUGAAAAUGUCCCUGGAAGUGGAUGGAUGGAGGAGCUAGAGGAUUAUCCUUUAGCUUACUUUGUCCUUUGACCAGAUACCAGGGCUUGAGGUGUCACAGAGCUCUAAGACUAGAAAACUGUCUUUUGGACAAAUGACCCAAUGAAAUAUUUGGAGUCUGAGUCUCCAGCCUCUGAGUCUAGUGUACUCUGAGCUAGCAGAAUCUUGAACCUGUAUCCCAAGGCAGAGAAGGAUCUGGAAUCAGCUUUAGGCAGAACUUCUCCAAACAGAAGAGGCAAGUCUGUGCGUUGAUUCGCUAUUUUCUCUAAAAUUUCCUUCUAUUUCAGUAUUUCCCUCUAAGUUUCGUAGUAUUCAUAAAUUGCUCAGCCUGUUUAAAUAAUUCACUAAGCACAGUUAGCCAGUGAGUUCACAUGGGAACAUGCUUUCGGUCUGGCCCCUUUGCUCCCCUUUAGACAGCUCUCAUUAUCUUAGUGCAGUUUGGGAACAGAAGUUUCCUUAGCUUCUACAGAUGGUUUUAAAAUUUGCUUUGUUGACUGAACUCUCAACAGUAUCCAAGAAAGGAAAGAAAGAAGAAAAGGCGUUUAAAGUGUUACCUCUAAGGGUUUUUUUUUUUUUUAAUUUUGAGUAAUUUUACAUUUUAUGUAAAAUGUCAUUCGAAGAGAACAUGGGGACGAGAUAACCCCUGUCUGUCUAGAAAGGAUGGUUUCA